Messenger RNA from Lagopus leucura (white-tailed ptarmigan), 1633 nucleotides. RefSeq names its product motilin receptor (gene MLNR). Lineage: Eukaryota; Metazoa; Chordata; Aves; Galliformes; Phasianidae. Gene Ontology annotation, cellular component: plasma membrane. The coding region runs from base 1 to 1050 and encodes 349 amino acids. Gene Ontology annotation, biological process: G protein-coupled receptor signaling pathway. Gene Ontology annotation, molecular function: G protein-coupled peptide receptor activity. The transcript is spliced from 2 exons. The record is from RefSeq and is a predicted model, not a curated record.
AUGUGGGGGAACGGCAGCCGGGCCGAGCCCUGGGCCGCGCCGCCGUGCGACGAGCGGCUGUGCUCGGCGUUGCCGCUGCGGGCGCUCGUGCCGGUGACGGCCGUGUGCCUGGGGCUCUUCGCGGUCGGCGUGGUGGGCAACGUGCUGACGGUGCUGGUCACCUGCGGGCACCGCGACGCCCGCAGCACCACCGACCUGUACGUGGGCAGCAUGGCGAUGUCCGACCUGCUCAUCCUGCUCGGGCUGCCCCUCGACCUGUACCGCCUGUGGCGCUCCCGGCCCUGGAUCUUCGGGCAGCUGCUGUGCCGCCUCUCGCACUACCUGAGCGAGGGCUGCACCUACUGCACCAUCCUGCACAUCACUGCCCUCACGGUGGAGCGCUACCUGGCCGUCUGCUUCCCGCUGCGGGCCAAGGUGUUGGUCACCCGGCGCCGCGUCAGGGCCGUCAUCGGCGCCCUCUGGGCCUUCGCCCUCCUGUCGGCGGCGCCCUUCUUCUUCCUGGUCGGCGUGGUGCAGCCCGACAACCGCACCGACUUCAGCCGCGAGUGCAAGCCCACCCCGCGGGCGCUGGAGUCCGGGCUGCUGGGCGCCAUGUUCUGGGUCACCACCUCCUACUUCGUGCUGCCCGUCGUCUGCCUCACCGUCCUCUACGGCUUCAUCGGGCGCGAGCUGUGGCGCAGCAGGGGCCGCCUGCGGGGUCCCGGCGCUGCCCUCCGGGAGCGGGGCCACCGGCAGACCGUCAGGAUCCUGGCUGUGGUGAUCCUGGCCUUUGUAAUUUGCUGGUUGCCUUUCCACAUUGGCAGGAUCAUAUUUAUAAACACCCGAGACACCAGAACGAUGCUGUUCUCCCAGUACUUCAACAUCUUUGCCCUGCAGCUGUUCUACCUGAGUGCCUCCAUCAAUCCCAUCCUUUACAACCUCAUCUCACAGAGGUACCGGGCAGCAGCCUGCAAGCUCCUGCUGCCUUGCCGGCGUGUGAGAAGGGCUCUGGUGGGAAUAAAAAUGUCCAGGACCUACACAGAGACCAGCAGUGGCAUAAGACACAGGUAAAUGGGCAGCUCCAAGGCCGUGCCCCAGCAGUGGGUUUCACGAGGCAUUCCAUGCAAGGAAGGACGCUUCCUCCUGCAAAGAGUCACAGAAGUCACAUCUGUCAGAGCUUUGGUAGCGUGUCACUCUCUGUGUGCCAAAAUACUUGGAUUUUUUGCCAGCAGAGCAAGCAGGGACCAUAAAACAACGAGAAUGGUGUGAAAGCCAACACUAAAGGGACAGCUGGAGGAUAUUACUGGUGAAACUGCGGGUUUGGUUUAUUUUGUGUUGUUCAGCCACGUUUGUACUCUACGAUUCCUGGUGCUUUCUAAACAUCUUAACAUCAGGGACUGCAAAGCAAGGGGUGACUCGCAGAGAGCCUGUGCUGUUUUAAAGCAGUUUUCUCACAAGGAGACGGACGCAGAAGGAAUUGCCCACCGCCAUCAGCACUUUUAUAAGAAGGGGAUGCAUGUUUUUAUUAACCAGUCUUGCUACCGUGAGUGUGAGUUUCCAGGACAAUUUAACUGACUCUUCCCCUGGGAGAGCAUAUCCUCUGCACUCAGCUCUGUUGAUCUGCCCCAUGCCAUUAAACACAUCUCUUAAUUAC